AUGGCGGGCGCCCGCGCAACUGCGACUCACGGUGGUGGGGGACACCCCGAGCAGCCCACACGCUUUUCCGGCGCCAGCGGGCCAGACCCGCUGCCAUGCGGGGCGGCGUACCCUCGACCGCGCCCGCAGAGAGCGGCCUACCCUCGACCUGAGCGGCGUACCCUCGACCCCGCCCAUUUUGGUGCGGCGUACCCUCGACCUGCGGAGCGGCGUACCUCGACCCGCCGCCUUGCCCGCCUCCCGCCGCCUGCCCGCCGCCUGCGGCCCCCCGCCGGGGCCCCGGGCAAACCGGGCCCGGGGAGCACGCUGGGCCACCCAGAUGGCCGAAACGGCCAGUCCCCGGGGCGCGAGGAAUAA
This is a messenger RNA of Sporothrix brasiliensis 5110, 357 nucleotides long. RefSeq lists its product as uncharacterized. The record is from RefSeq and is a predicted model, not a curated record. The transcript is spliced from 2 exons. The coding region runs from base 1 to 357 and encodes 118 amino acids. NCBI's taxonomy places the organism in Eukaryota, Fungi, Ascomycota, Sordariomycetes, Ophiostomatales, Ophiostomataceae.